Molecule: messenger RNA, 4211 nt
Organism: Malurus melanocephalus (red-backed fairy wren)
Lineage: Eukaryota; Metazoa; Chordata; Aves; Passeriformes; Maluridae
Product: ephrin type-A receptor 6-like
Exons: 19
Coding region: 1-3156 (1051 amino acids)
Biological process (GO): axon guidance; protein phosphorylation; cell surface receptor protein tyrosine kinase signaling pathway
Cellular component (GO): plasma membrane; neuron projection
Molecular function (GO): protein binding; ATP binding; transmembrane-ephrin receptor activity
Source: RefSeq, a predicted model, not a curated record
AUGGGGUGUAGUGAGGUGAGGGGAUUGCUCUGGAGAGUCGGCCUCUUCCUCCCCCUGCUGACAGCGCGUCCCGCCGCCGCCGGGCACGUCGCCAACAACCAUGUUGUGUUACUUGAUACUACAACUGCCCUUGGAGAACUAGGAUGGAAAACAUUUCCUUUAAACGGGUGGGAUGCAAUAACUGAAAUGGAUGAACACAACCGUCCCAUUCAUACUUACCAGGUGUGCAAUGUGAUGGAACCMAACCAAAACAAUUGGCUGCAAACCAACUGGGUCUCCCGUGAUGCUGCACAGAAAAUCUACGUGGAGCUGAAGUUCACCCUGAGGGACUGCAACAGCAUUCCKUGGGUGCUGGGGACCUGCAAGGAAACUUUCAACCUGUACUACAUGGAGUCAGAUGAGCCUCAUGGAGUAAGGUUCAAGCCAAACCAGUACACUAAAAUUGAUACCAUAGCAGCUGAUGAGAGCUUCACCCAGAUGGACUUGGGUGACCGCAUCCUCAAACUCAACACGGAAGUUCGUGAAGUUGGGCCGAUAAACAAGAAGGGAUUUUAUCUUGCUUUCCAGGACAUYGGAGCGUGCAUUGCUUUGGUUUCAGUCCGUGUCUAUUACAAGAAGUGCCCUUUCACGGUCCGUAAUCUGGCCAUGUUUCCUGACACCAUUCCAAGGGUGGAUUCUUCCUCACUGGUGGAGGUACGGGGCUCCUGCGUGAAGAGUGCUGAGGAACGGGACACCCCAAAAUUGUAUUGUGGGGCAGAUGGGGAUUGGCUGGUACCUCUAGGAAGAUGCAUCUGCAGUGUGGGAUAUGAAGAACUUGAUGGUUCCUGCCAUGCUUGCAGGCCUGGAUUCUAUAAAGCAUUUGCUGGAAAUGUGAAGUGCUCCAAGUGCCCUCCACACAGUUUGACUCACAUAGAAGCCACUUCUGUCUGUCAGUGUGAGAAAGGUUAUUUCAGAGCUGAGAAGGACCCACCAACUAUGGCAUGUACCCGGCCACCUUCUGCUCCAAGGAAUGUGGUUUUUAACAUCAACGAAACAGCUCUGAUGCUGGAGUGGAGCCCCCCGAGUGACACUGGGGGAAGGAAGGACCUCACCUACAGUGUCAUCUGUAAGAAGUGUGGCUCAGAUGCCAGCCAGUGCGAGAUCUGUGGGGGUGGCAUCCGCUUCAUCCCCAGGCACACCGGGCUCAUCAACUCCUCUGUGACCGUGCUUGACUUCGUGUCGCACGUCAACUACACCUUCGAGAUAGAAGCCACCAACGGGGUCUCGGAGCUGAGCUUCUCCCCCAAGCAGUUCACAGCUAUCACAGUCACCACAGACCAAGAUGCACCCACCUUGAUAGGUAUGGUAAGGAAGGACUGGGCUUCCCAAAACAGCAUUGCCCUCUCCUGGCAAGAGCCGGACUUUCCCCCUGGAGCAAUUCUGGACUACGAGAUCAAGUACUAUGAGAAAGUCUACCCACGGAUAGCGCCGGCAUUUUGGCACUACCUGCGGGUAGAAGAGCAUGAGCAGCUCAGCUAUUCCUCCACAAGGUCCAAGGCUCCAAGUGUUAUCAUCACAGGUCUCAAGCCAGCCACCAAGUAUAUAUUUCAUAUCAGAGUCAGGACGGCAGCAGGAUACAGCGGCUAUAGCCAGAAGUUUGAAUUUGAAACUGGAGAUGAAACUUCUGAUAUGGCUGCAGAGCAGGGACAGAUUCUUGUAAUUGCCACUGCUGCUGUUGGYGGAUUCACUCUCCUGGUCAUCCUCACUUUGUUCUUCCUCAUCACUGGCAGAUGCCAGUGGUACAUAAAGGCCAAAAUGAAAUCUGAGGAGAAAAGAAGGGCUCAUUUGCAGAAUGGACACUUGCGUUUCCCAGGACUCAAAACAUACAUAGAUCCAGACACGUAUGAAGACCCUUCUCUUGCUGUCCAUGAGUUUGCAAAGGAGAUUGAUCCUUCAAGAAUUCGGAUUGAGAGAGUCAUUGGGGCAGGGGAGUUUGGAGAAGUAUGCAGUGGACGUCUGAAGACACCAGGAAAAAGAGAGAUCCCUGUUGCCAUUAAAACUCUGAAAGGUGGUUAUGUGGACAGGCAGAGAAGAGAUUUCCUGAGGGAGGCGAGUAUCAUGGGACAGUUUGAUCACCCAAAUAUCAUUCGCCUUGAAGGAGUUGUUACAAAAAGAUCCUUUCCGACCAUUGGGGUGAAGUCUCUUUCGAGAUUCCUGAGGGCGGGAUUUUUAAAUAGCAUCCUGGCCUCACAUCCCGUGGCAGGGGGUGGAUCUUUACCCCCCAGCAUUUCCWCUGGCAGACCAGUAAUGAUUGUAGUUGAAUACAUGGAGAAUGGAUCCCUUGACUCCUUCCUGCGGAAGCACGAUGGGCACUUCACAGUGAUCCAGCUGGUUGGAAUGCUGAGGGGGAUCGCCUCUGGCAUGAAAUACCUGUCGGACAUGGGCUACGUCCACCGGGACCUGGCAGCGCGGAACAUCCUGGUCAACAGCAACCUCAUGUGCAAAGUCUCCGAUUUUGGCUUGUCACGGGUGCUGGAGGAUGACCCCGAAGCCGCCUACACCACRAGUGGUGGAAAGAUCCCCAUCAGGUGGACUGCUCCUGAAGCCAUCGCUUACCGGAAAUUCUCCUCGGCCAGCGACGCGUGGAGCUACGGAAUUGUCAUGUGGGAGGUGAUGUCCUACGGAGAGAGACCGUACUGGGAGAUGUCCAACCAGGAUGUUAUACUGUCCAUUGAAGAGGGCUACAGGCUUCCAGCUCCCAUGGGCUGCCCAGCUUCUCUUCACCAGCUAAUGCUUCACUGCUGGCAGAAGGAGAGGAACCACCGUCCCAAAUUCAGUGACAUUGUCAGCUUCCUGGACAAACUGAUCCGCAAUCCCAGCACCCUUCAUACCCUAGUGGAGGAUGUACUUGUAAUGCCAGAUUCACCUGGUGAAGUUCCAGAAUAUCCUUUGUUUGUUUCAGUCAGUGACUGGCUGGAUUCCAUAAAAAUGGGUCAAUAUAAAAAUAACUUCAUGGCAGCAGGUUUCACAACUUUGGAYAUGGUUUCAAGAAUGAAUAUUGAUGACAUUAGAAGAAUUGGAGUUGCACUCAUUGGACACCAGAGACGAAUAGUCAGCAGUUUACAGACUUUGCGGUUACACAUGAUGCACAUACAGGAGAAAGGAUUUCAUGUAUGAAAGUAAUAGAAGCAACUGUGUUUUGUGCCUCAGCAUUUCUAAAAUGGAAAAAUAUUCUCAUUCUUCCCUCCUGCUCUUCCCAACUUCAAGUACUGCAGUCUCCAGUUCAGACUAUACAAGUACUUCUAUGUUAAUGCUUCCAACCGGAAUUUUUAAUCACACUGCACAGCUCCUCCACCAGUUCUCUGCCGAAAAAACCCUGGCCUACUGCAAGACUCUUGCUACACACUGAUGAGUAACUCAGCAUGGAUGUGUAACUUUGUAUAACAGUAUUUGGGAAACUUUCAUGGACUUACUUGAAAGUAGUAAUCUGUUUGGCCUGGUGUGGCUUCUUUAUCGAUGUAUUUAGAGUUUGCUGGUAGAUCAAAAAGUAUUUGACUUCUUUCAUGUUCUGUGACCAUGUAACUUCCAAUACCAAAUGUGCAAUCAAAAAGAAGUUUAACAUAAAUAUUUAUUUUAUCUCUUAAUUAAAUCCAAAUGUAUGGGUCCUAUCAUUAUAUUACUUUAUAAUAGUUUGAAUGCUGGUAAGCUGGUGCCUCAGAACAUUAGUAUUGUUUGCAGAAAUGACUGAUGAUUUUAUGUAGCGAGUUUUCAUUGUGUGAAUAAUUGGAAGCAUAGUGAGAGUAACCUAUUUGAAAUCGUAAGGAAGGUUUUUGAUUUUCAAUUACUUUAGCACUCGACACUUUUUAUGCUUUGAAUUUUAGAUUAGMUUGGAAAACUUGUUUAUCCUUGGGAUUGCUCACCACCCUAAUUUUUUUUUAAUGCAAUACUCAGAAUUUGCCUCCACUACAUGGCAAAUAUCCACUGGAAAACUUGUUGUAACAUUUCCAUGACCWCAUGUAAAACACGGUUGUCAGCUCUUUUGUGGACACAUAGACUUCAGAAAAGCUUUCUGUUUCAAGAAUGUCUGUGCUGCUUGGAUAGGGAAUCAUCUCCAGCAGCAGCAGCAGACCUCAGAGAGCCAGCCAUGGGUGGGGUGAUGGGAUUAUUCCCGUGGGAGCAGCCGGCCAUAUCCUCUCCAGGCAAGGGCAGCGGUACAACCACAACCCCAGUGC